This is a messenger RNA of Aureobasidium subglaciale EXF-2481, 2103 nucleotides long. RefSeq lists its product as uncharacterized. Gene Ontology annotation, molecular function: sulfate transmembrane transporter activity. Gene Ontology annotation, cellular component: membrane. The transcript has 3 exons. Lineage: Eukaryota; Fungi; Ascomycota; Dothideomycetes; Dothideales; Saccotheciaceae. The record is from RefSeq and is a predicted model, not a curated record. The coding region runs from base 1 to 2103 and encodes 700 amino acids. Gene Ontology annotation, biological process: transmembrane transport.
AUGGAUCCAAGAGAUGGCUUUGAGAGUGGUACUGUUACUCCUCACAGUUUGCUGGACGACAAUGUUUCCGAUCCACUUCUUCGUGCGGCCCCAGAGCGCACCAUGAGCACAACUCGAUGGCUGGCCAAACAACAUGGUGUCAAGAGUGAGCGGACCAUGUAUCUCCAUUACUACCUCCCUGUGACCAACUGGAUCCGCCAGUAUCAAUGGAAGUUCUUGCGCGGUGACUUGAUUGCUGCCCUGACUAUGGCAUCCUUCUACAUUCCCAUGUCUUUAUCAUACGCUUCAAACCUGGCUCACCUACCACCCAUCAACGGCCUAUACGCCUUCGUCUUCAAUCCCUUCAUAUACGCCAUCUUUGGUACAGUACCACAGCUAGUUGUUGGUCCUGAAGCUGCUGGCUCCCUUCUUACUGGUCAAGUGGUCCGCGAGAACAUUAGUUCGGGAAAACAUCGAGACAACGACAUUGCGAGUAACACUCAGAUCGCCGGCAUGGUGACAGGAAUUGCUGGCGCAAUCAUCCUGCUUGCAGGUCUCUUUAGACUUGGUUUCCUUGACAGUGUUCUGAGCCGACCAUUCCUUCGAGGCUUCAUCAGUGCUAUCGGUGUCGUCAUUUUCGUCGAUCAACUCGUGCCUGAAACUGGAAUGAGUACCCUAAUCGAACAUGACCCUAGUGGUGCUGCACAUGGCAGUUCUCUUACAAAGCUCAUCUAUCUGUUCAACAACGCGGACAAGGCACACAAGCUGACUUGCGCUGUCUCGUUCGGUGCUUUCACAAUCGUCAUGGUGUUCAGACAGUUGAAGAGAAGUCUACAACCUCGCUAUCCUUCUGUGGCUUACUUUCCAGACCGUUUCCUGGUUGUUGUUUUCUCGGCUCUCUUCACCUGGGGCUUCUCCUGGGACAAGCAGGGCCUUGAUAUCUUGGGUGAUCUUAAGACAACCGGCAAGCCUUUCCAGGUGCAUUUCCCGUUCCAACCGUCGAUGAUGGAGCACGUUACCGACGCUUUCUCCACAUCUUUCCUCAUUGCCCUGCUUGGUUUCUUUGAGAGCAGUGUCGCAGCCAAAAGUCUCGCAAACAGCACAGCGAAGAUUGAGACGAAGAUCGACGACGACGGAAACGAGUAUGAAGAGGCCGACGGCAUUGUCAACAUGAACGUCUCUGCUAACCGCGAGUUGGUCGCUCUGGGUGUCGCGAAUAUUUUUGGAGGCCUGUUCAUGGGCAUUCCUGCCUUUGGCGGUUACGGAAGAAGUUUGGUGAACAAAAGUACUGGAGGCAAGACCCCAAUGAGCAGUGUCUUCUUGUCUCUGAUUACAGUCUUCUGUAUCCUGUUCUUGUUGCCCUACUUUUACUACAUACCGAAAGGAGUGCUCGCCGCUAUGAUUUCGGUCGUAGCCUAUUCACUAAUCGAAGAAGCACCUCACGACAUACAUUUCUUCUGGUCCAUCAAGGGCUGGAACGAAGUAGGCCUCAUGCUUCUGAUUUUCCUAACAACCUUUUUCUGGAAUCUCCGUAUCGGCAUUGCUGUCGGUAUCGGUCUCUCCCUCCUCCGUCUGCUCAAACACGCCACUCGUCCGCGUAUCCAAAUUCUUGGCCGCGUACCUGGCACUCGCAACCAAUUCGACAGUGCCGAACACGGCGGCCUUGAGUUCAUCCCUUACGUCCUCAUUGUCAGGAUUCCGGAACCAUUGACUUUUGCAAAUACUGGCAGCUUAAAGGAUAGGCUGCGGAGAUUGGAAGCUCAUGGCACUAGUGCUGCUCAUCCGGCCCUGCCCCAAGUUCGUGACCGCCAGCAUAACCGCAACGUGGUCUUCGAUAUUCAUGGUGUAACAUCUCUUGAUCCAGCUGCUGCACAAGUGCUUUUGGAGAUCGUAACUGGUUACCGUGAACGCGGUACCAAAGUCUUCUUCUGCAGAGUCCCCAGUCGACGAUCACAAGUCUGGAAACUUAUGGUCGUGAGCGGGAUCGUUGAGGUCUGUGGCGGUGAAGGACAUUUUACAAGAGGUGUUGAGCAGGCGCUUGAGCUGUCUGAACAGCAAGAAAGAGCAGAGAGCUUGAGGGAGGAUAGUGGAAGCGUCGAAGAUGGUCGGGCUGCGACUACCUAA